UUGCAGCCUCGGCGCCUUUAGGCGGCUGCACUCGGCCAUUGCCACGGCAGUUGUUGGCACAGCAUUGGUUUCUGUCAGCCACUGCUGUCAAUUGGCAGAGAAUUGGUCUCUGUGAGCGACUCCUGAACUCGCAAAGCAUUGGUCUUUUUGCGAGGGACUCCGGAACUCUCAGAACAUUGGUUUGUGCCAGGGACUCCAGAACUCGCAAAGCAUUGGUCUUUGCGAGGGAGUCCUGAAUUUCCUUUGAAGGUAAAGAUUGACUCAAAUUGUACUUUCUGGUUUUGUCCCAUCUGUGCUCUGAAAGAGAAUGCCACAGGGAGAUACAGGAUGGUGGCAUGUACAGCUGAGGGGAUGAACAAUAGAUGGUCUACUGAUGGUGCUUUUUGCUCACUGAACAAAUGCAACAUUUCCUAAGUACACUAGUUUAUAGAGUUUUUCCUGUAGUAUUUAUUUAAACUACUUAUAGGUGAGUGAGUUCUGUUCAAAUUUCAGUGGGUUGUUAUGAUCUGGUUAUUAAAAUGUUUAAGGAGGUGCCCCUGAAUUAAGGUGCAAAAUGAGACCAUCUGCCAAAGUGGAUAGUCUGGAUUUUAUGUAACAGUAAAUGUGAGGAAGAGAGAGGGAGAAAGAAAUAGAAAAAGGAGGGGGGGACGGAGGUUGAUGGGAAGGGGGCAUGAAAGAGAGUGACAGAGACAGAUUUAGUAGAAAAGAUCACCAUUCCAUGGAUCCCAUCCCAUCCCAUUCAAUCCUCUUCUGGUCUUCUCUGUGGUGAGGUUUCGCAAAAUGUAAGACUCCAAUGGAUGAAUGCGGAUUUGGGCAAGGUGGGACAGCCCAGGUACCUCCCUGGGGAAGGGCAAGUUGGGCUCUGUCUUUUGCUACUUUCAAAUAAUAUACAUUGUUAGCACCAGUAUAUCCUUUGAGUCUGCCACGAAUUGGGCAGUGGAUUUUCGGAUCUGUUGUGUUACUUUGCAUGCCAUGCAGUCAUCUGGUGCAAGGCCUCAGAAAUGGCUCUGGGGGCACUUUGGGGGUCUUUGAUGGGCUAUGACACCCCCUGAGCUGCCCCUGAUGGGAAUGUCCCCUGGAUGUGGCCUUCUGGGGGUGGGGGUUGUAGAGCUGAGCCAGUUUGUGUGAGGGAGGAUGGGUGUCCACUGCCCCUUACCAGAGGUUGUGCCACAGACCCAAAAUUUCCUCCUGCCCCUCUGUUGAUGGGAGGUGUGUGUGCAAACCUGGCCUCAGCAGAGGAGUCUGUGGCUGUGACUUGCCCAGCCUGAAGGCAGACAGAGCUGAUUUUCAGGACAGCUGCUGGCUGUGGCUAUGGUGUGGAUCUAUUUUUCUCCCUUGGCCUUGUUCACUUCUCCCGAGACCUGAGCUAAUGGGGCAAUAGUGUCACCUUUAUCUUGCCUCAAGUUCCCAUGUGGGCCUUAACUCCCAGUCCCAAGUUCCAGUCAGGAGGCAUUUUCAGGGAAGGGUGGGCUUGGGUGCUCUCAGCUUCUUUGUACAGUUUUGUCACAAUUGGAAAAAAGUCCUUUGUAGCAAUAUUUAAGCCAUGAGCCAUAACAUUGCAGUCUCUCCCAAGUCCAGUGAGGAGCAGCUGAGAGAGCAGGGGUUGUUUAGCCUAAAGAAGAGGAGGUCCACUCAAGCUGGUUUUAAGUAAUAUUUAAGCUACAGCUUUGUCUGUUCUAAGUAUUAUUAAUGUUCAGCUUUUUAGCUCCAGAUUUCAGCAAGAUCCAUUUUUGAAUUGCACAAGGGAGCCAUCUAGUCCAAAUAAAGUCCAACUAGAGGCCUAACAAUACUAGCUACUUAUGCCAAGCAAGCACUUAGCUACUUUCAAAUGAUAUAAAAUGUUUAGCAGCAGUGUAUGCCUUGAGUCUGCCACGAAUUGGGUUCUGGAUUUUCAGAGUUCCAUUGUUGCUCCUUCCAGUUUUGCUGAGGCCUUGUUGCUCCUCUGUGACACCCUCCCUUCAGAAUGGCUUCUGGAUUCCCGAAAAAGACACCGACACCUCGUCUUUUGCUGAGGGAAAGACUGCAGCCUAGCACUCUGCUUCCCUCUAAGUUCCAGCAGGAGAAGUUUCUCAGCACAAAGAAGGAGGCCAGCACUGGGGGGAGUAUUCUGCCCAGAAUUGGCCCAUGGAUAGACCUGAGCAAGAAUGGUCCAAAGAUUCCUCGGCUGGUGAAGGUGUGCAUGGAGAGCUGCCCUUAUUUCCAGCUGGCGUGCCCCAGGGGUGUGUACCACACGGUGCCAGCAGGCGCCUCUGCCCCGUGCGCAUCCACUUCAGCCCCUAGGAGAACAAGGAUUAUUCCCACGAGCUCACCUGCAUCACUACAAGGGGAAGGAUAGUGGUGCCAAUUCGGGCCAUUGCUGCCCGAGCUGUCCUGGACUUCCCUGAGCAGCUGGACUUCUCCAGGUGUCCAGUCAAGAGCAGCAGCCAGAAGACUCUGCUGCUCCACAACUCUGGGAACCUGGAAGCUCGUUUCCAGCUGAGCACCCAGAGGCAGAGUCUUUUUGGGCAGUCACAGAGAGAGCUGUGCCUGGAAAAAUUAAUGGAGGAGAAAGAAACAGGGAAGGAGAAGGGCUCUUGUGAAGAUCGUGCUGCCCUCCUGAGAGCCCCAGGGGAGAUGGCAAAGGUGCACCAGGACCCCAUGUUCUCUGAUGACGUUUCUUUCAUUAAGCCAAUGGAGGGAGAAAUCGAGCCGGAUGGUUUGGCCAAAAUUAAGAUGACUUUCAAACCCCUGGAAGCAGUGGAGUAUCAAAGUGUGGCUUGUUGCAGCAUCUCAGGCCGUGAGAGCAGGCUGCCCCUGCAGCUCAGAGGGGAAGGCCAAGGACCCUUGGUUGAGCUCAGCUGUGACACUCUGGACCUUGGGGACAUUUUUGUCAAUACCCCCCAUGUCUGUGAGGUGAACCUGAUCAACCAAGGAGCUCUUGAUGCUCCCUUCAGCUACAUCCCUUCGGCCACAAAGGUGGGCUUGGGCUUCAAGUUGGCACCCCAGGAGGGCAUCAUUGCAGCAGGUGGGAGCCAGACUCUCCAGAUCUCCUUCAGUGCCACCGUGUUGGGGAGGUUUGAGGAAGAAUUCCGGUUCAGUCUGGCUGGAUCUCCUACGCCUGCCAUCCUGACCAUCAAGGGCAGCGUCACUGGACCCAGUUUGCACUUCGACCUCCCUGAGCUCGACUUUGGGGACAUCUCCUUUGGCUUUCCCUACACCCAGCGCUGCCGGCUCACUAACAGCUUCCCGGUGCCCGUGACGUUCCAGCUCCGCAUGUCGUUCGAUGGCACGCAGCCGGCCGUGGACAGCGUCGAUCAGAUCCGCUGCCACAGUGACCCAGCCUAGAGGAAGGGCAUUCACUUCUAUGUGGAGCCCCGGGAGUUUACAAUCACUCCCAGCCGAGGGACCAUC
Messenger RNA from Passer domesticus (house sparrow), 3390 nucleotides. Its product is annotated as hydrocephalus-inducing protein-like. Gene Ontology annotation, cellular component: axoneme. The coding region runs from base 2539 to 3324 and encodes 261 amino acids. Gene Ontology annotation, biological process: cilium movement; axonemal central apparatus assembly. Lineage: Eukaryota; Metazoa; Chordata; Aves; Passeriformes; Passeridae. The record is from RefSeq and is a predicted model, not a curated record. The transcript has 10 exons.